GAGUUCCUUCAGCCGCCAUGGAUCUCCUCGGAGCCGGGACCGUCUUCCUCAUCAUCUGCCUCUCUUGCCUGGUGGCCCUCUCCACGUGGCGACAGAUGCGCGGGAAGAGCAAGAUGCCACCCGGACCGACUCCCCUGCCCUUCAUUGGGAACUUGCUGCAGGUCAACUUGAAGGACAUGCACCGUUCGCUGGUGAAGAUCAGUGACAAAUAUGGCCCCGUCUACACCAUCCAUCUGGGGCCCCGGCGGGCCGUGGUGCUGCGUGGAUACGAUGCGGUGAAGGAGGCCUUGGUGGACCAGGCUGAAGAGUUCAGCGGCCGUGGGGAGCAGGCCACCUUCGACUGGCUUUUCCGUGGCUAUGGGGUGGCCUUCAGUGAAGGGGAGAGAGCCAAGCAGCUGCGCCGAUUCUCCAUCACGACCUUGAGGAAUUUCGGCAUGGGGAAGCGGUCCAUUGAGGAGCGGAUCCUGGAGGAGGCGCACUUCCAGCUGGAGGCCCUGAGAGAUACCAGGGGUGUACCUUUCGACCCGACGUAUGUCCUGAGCCGGACUGUGUCCAAUGUGAUCAGCUCCAUCACCUUUGGCAACCGCUUUGACUACGAAGACAAGGAGUUCCUCUCCAUGCUGCGCAUGAUGCUGGAAAGCUUCCGUUUCACUGCAACCUCGUGGGGGCAGCUCUACGACUUUUUCUCCGGGCCCAUGCAGUAUAUGCCUGGACCUCAACAGAAAGCCUUCAAGCAGCUUGCCGGGCUGGAUGAAUUUGUCUUGAGGAAGGUGAAAGAACACGAGAAGACCCUGGACCUCAACUCCCCUCGGGAUUUCAUAGACAGCUUCCUGAUAAAAAUGCACCAGGAAGAGAAAAACCCGAACACAGAGUUCUUUCUGAAGAAUGUAGUCCUGACAACGCUUAACAUAUUUUUUGCUGGGACCGAAACUGUCAGCACCACCUUGCGUUACGGCUUCCUGAUUCUGCUGAAGUACCCAGAGAUCGAAGAAAAGGUCCGUCAGGAGAUAGACCAGGUGAUCGGCAGGAACCGUGGCCCCAACAUGGACGACCGCCCACAAAUGCCCUACACCGAGGCCGUGAUCCAUGAGAUCCAGAGGUUCUCUGACAUGAUCCCCAUGGGGCUCGCACGGCGUGUGAUCCGUGACACCCAGUUCCGAGGAUACACAAUCCCCAAG
Gekko japonicus is the source of this 1178-nucleotide messenger RNA. Its product is annotated as cytochrome P450 2A13-like. Gene Ontology annotation, cellular component: cytoplasm; intracellular membrane-bounded organelle. The annotation marks the transcript as partial. The transcript has 8 exons. NCBI's taxonomy places the organism in Eukaryota, Metazoa, Chordata, Lepidosauria, Squamata, Gekkonidae. The record is from RefSeq and is a predicted model, not a curated record. Gene Ontology annotation, biological process: xenobiotic metabolic process. Gene Ontology annotation, molecular function: heme binding; oxidoreductase activity, acting on paired donors, with incorporation or reduction of molecular oxygen, reduced flavin or flavoprotein as one donor, and incorporation of one atom of oxygen; iron ion binding.